This is a messenger RNA of Hipposideros armiger (great roundleaf bat), 872 nucleotides long. Its product is annotated as phosphatase and actin regulator 4-like. The transcript has 4 exons. Gene Ontology annotation, biological process: actin cytoskeleton organization; neural crest cell migration. The record is from RefSeq and is a predicted model, not a curated record. Lineage: Eukaryota; Metazoa; Chordata; Mammalia; Chiroptera; Hipposideridae. The coding region runs from base 618 to 872 and encodes 84 amino acids. Gene Ontology annotation, molecular function: actin binding.
AAUUCCUAGUAUAUAGAUCUCAUCCUGCCUUGGGUAUGCCCCUCACAGGUAGAAAGCAGUGAAAUAUGAAAACAGCCUGAUACUUUUGAGGCAAGCAUGUAUCUAAAACAUACCUUCGAAUGGACUCCUGCUCUCAUUAGCCUGCUAUGCAUAACCCUGAUGUUUUUGUGUGUGUGAUAAAGUUUACAAGGUCUUUGAUAAACUCUUGAGCAGGCUCCCUUUCUUCUAUGUCUGUGAUUCUGGAAAGCUGGAACCAAGCUCAAUGUCAGGAAAAGUAGGUGUGGACUUUUAGGGCUGUGUUGCUCAGCAGCUAGAAUGUGGUUGGCAGUCUCCUCCCCUUCCUGCACUUCUGCUCUUCACAGUGUGCACCCUGGAAUGACAGGCAUUCCUGUGUGAAGAGAGCCAGCGUGAAGACAUAUUUAUAAGAACCACAAGUGCCCAGGACGGGAUACAGGGAAACAAACUCCAGCAGACUGACCUCAUGCCGUUUCCUGAUGUUUGGCAGUGACACUGAGAGAGGAGUGCACGUCUCCUCCUCAUGUGGAUUUAUCUUUUAAGAAAAGUUUGCUUUGGUCCGGGACAGUCUGUUGUCGUGAGACACAUCAGACAAUAUAAUCAUGGGGCAAGCUGAUGUAUCCAGACCGGUAAAUCCAGAUGCAGUUGACUUCUCCAGAGAACCCUGGGACAAAGAAGCAGGCCAGCCCACUGCAGAUCCAGGCAUGGUCAUGGACAGUGUGGAAGCAGGAGGAGACACGACGCCUCCCACCAAAAGGAAGAGCAAGUUCUCAGGCUUUGGGAAGAUCUUCAAGCCCUGGAAAUGGCGGAAAAAAAAAAGCAGCGAUAAAUUCAAAGAGACAUCAGAAGUUUUCUAA